AUGGGUAAAUGCCUCUCUCGCCCGGAGCGGCACAAUAUUCUGCCCAAGCGCCUUUACCCUGUCAAUACUCUCGAUAAUGAGCAAGCGAGCAUGUACAGCCACCCAAACGUCAUGCUCAAGACAAAUAAAGGAGCACGCAACACUACUCCCUGCGCUAAGGCAACUACCUCAACAAAACAGUCCGCCCGCAAAAGACAUUCUCGUCAUCGCAACCGGGAGACCAGGCAGAUGAAGAGGAAUCUCAAGGAUAUCCGGGUGCGCCUUGAUCAUGCUCGUGCUCGGUACGAAGCAGCUAAGGAUGAAGUCGCGUCUUGUGAAAAAGAGAUCACCAAUCUUUCCCAAAGAAUGAAUGGCCGACGCGGUCUUGCAGCGGUUCAACCCGACACGGAAUCCCGGGCCGGAAUAUCUGAUGAUCUCUAA
Fusarium fujikuroi IMI 58289 is the source of this 420-nucleotide messenger RNA. RefSeq lists its product as uncharacterized. The record is from RefSeq and is a predicted model, not a curated record. Bases 1 to 420 code for a protein of 139 amino acids. The transcript has 2 exons. NCBI's taxonomy places the organism in Eukaryota, Fungi, Ascomycota, Sordariomycetes, Hypocreales, Nectriaceae.